AUGAAACCAGCAGUCGAACGCUCUAAAGUCUCCGAUACGCGUCUUUCUCCACCGGAUAUACCGCCCUUCGUUCGUCUUUGGCAUCCUGACAUUCGCCGCGCUACUGAAGCCGACCUUCCCGACAAAUACGACCGUCGCAUAGAGCUCAAUGCCAUCUUCGUCCUUCCUACCGACUCUGACCCUUCCCCAUCUGACGCUUCCCAACUACCCAAUGGGCCUCGUUUAGUCGUCGCAAAACGCUGUGCUCUAUGCGCGAGUCCCAAAAUCGGACAAGUGUGUUCUCGUGGACACCCGAAAUGCAAGAGGUGCGAGAAACGCGGCGUCGAAUGUCGUAGGCUCGGAGAGGGUUGGGACAUUCUUCCUGGUUCGGAGGGUUCUCAGAGGACGCGGUGUAAGAGGAAGUGGUUGGUUGAAGGUACCGGCGGUGUAAGUGAGGAGGAUGAACCGAGGAAGAAGGCGAGGAAAGAGGCAGCAGAGGCAGUGGUGAUGAGAGGGUUAGCUGGGACGCGUCAAACGCGAGCCUCGACGCGUAUCCAGAAGACUUUGGAGUUGCAGACGAAGGAGCAAUCGGAUAUUAAAGGGCAGGGGAAGAGGGCGGGGGUAGUGUUGGCUGGGAAGGGGAAAGGGAAGACGGUUGUACGGUCUGAGGUCGGCAAGGAGAAGCAGAAGGGGGCUAUCGCGGCUGAAAAGGGCAAGGGGAAGCGUAAGGCGGUUCAACUGGACGGAGUGGAUGUGAGUGAGCAGAAGAAGUCGAGGGUAGGAGGGAAGGGCAAGGGGAAACAGAAGGAAGGUGUGAAGUCUGCAAUUCGUCUUGCUCCGCCGUGCCUUGGCAGUGAGGUCGCCAUCGUAGCCGAGCGUCCGGUAGAAGGCUUGAAGGAGAGGACAGAAAUGACAGCGGAUACGAGAGGUCAGGAUGUGAUUGUCAGUGUCAAAGUGAAGGCUCCCAAGAAACCGCGCAGCGUUGGCCCAUGGCGUACUACAAAGCAGUUUCCAAACAUGGGAGACUUACGAGGACCCCCGCGCUGUAUCCUGAGUACUUAUCCACGGGUAUGGGCCUCAUCUCGUGAGGAGUUCGACAACGCGAUAACUUCUCUGGCUAAAGCAGACGGAAACUCGGUGGUGGACAGCCAUGGGACGCCUGUUGUGAUGCUCGGGAAUACUGGUGAAUUUGGGAGCCACAGCGAGGAUAGGUGGGAUGGCCGUACAAUCAAGUUAUCGAUUGUUCGGCAAACUGUAGUAGACGGAGAGAUCCCGACGUCAUCCACCUAUAUUCCCUCGUACAAACCUCCUCCUCCCUCCUCAUAUGAACACCGUCAACAUAGUCCGGCUUUCUCUUCAAGUAGCGAACAUGGUACUAUGGGUUCACCAGCGCCGUCAGCCUCACCUAUCGCACGUACGGAAGCACCUGAUUGUCCCUUCCCCCAUAUCGAUGCUCAACCCUCGC
Molecule: messenger RNA, 1444 nt
Organism: Stereum hirsutum FP-91666 SS1
Lineage: Eukaryota; Fungi; Basidiomycota; Agaricomycetes; Russulales; Stereaceae
Exons: 4
Biological process (GO): regulation of DNA-templated transcription
Molecular function (GO): DNA-binding transcription factor activity, RNA polymerase II-specific; zinc ion binding
Source: RefSeq, a predicted model, not a curated record